UCAUUUAACCUCAGCAGUCUUUGGAUUAAAAGCAUGUCGCAGCCAGCAAAUGACAUCGGAAGUGCAGGGCUUGAAGUUGAAAACGCUGAUAUGAGCAGCUGUGAAAUUGCUGCCAAUGACAUUGUUAAACUGACCCACGGCAAGCUCUCCACAGAGGAGGUUUCUGCGUCGGUGGUGUGCCCUUCUUGUGGGGCAGUCUCUCUGUUUAUUGGAAUAACAAGAAACAGUUUUGAAGGGAAAAAGGUUGUUGAGUUGGAAUAUGAAGCCUACAUCCCAAUGGCUCAGUCGGAGAUGAAGAAGAUCUGCUGGGACGUGAGGCGGAAAUGGCCAUCAGUAAAACACAUUGCCAUUCAUCACAGACUAGGGGUGGUCCCGGUAUCUGAAGCAAGUGUCAUAAUAGCCAUUUCCUCGCCUCACAGAAGUGAAUCUCUUGAAGCAGUAAAAUACUGCAUAGAUACACUAAAAGCAACUGUUCCAAUAUGGAAGAAAGAAAUUUAUGAAACUGAGGACUGUUCUUGGAAGGAAAACAAGGAGUGCAGGUGGGCAGGGAGCAGAGAGAAAUAAUACUGGAACACUGCACGAGGAAGCAGAGGGAACAGAAAUAAUACUGGAACACUGCACAAUGAAACAGAAAUAAUACUGGAACACUGCACGAGGAAGCAGAGGGAACAGAAAUAAUACUGGAACACUGCACAAUGAAACAGAAAUAAUACUGGAACA
Messenger RNA from Acipenser ruthenus (sterlet), 720 nucleotides. Its product is annotated as molybdopterin synthase catalytic subunit-like. The record is from RefSeq and is a predicted model, not a curated record. Gene Ontology annotation, molecular function: molybdopterin synthase activity. Bases 34 to 564 code for a protein of 176 amino acids. Lineage: Eukaryota; Metazoa; Chordata; Actinopteri; Acipenseriformes; Acipenseridae. Gene Ontology annotation, biological process: Mo-molybdopterin cofactor biosynthetic process. Gene Ontology annotation, cellular component: cytosol. The transcript has 5 exons.